UUCCGCUCUGAACAACGCUCUGUGCAUAAUCAACGACUAAAGUUUGGGAAGGACCAGUAUUCUGUAUUACUGGUUUGUCAUGCCUACCAUCUGACCAUGGCAUGCCUUGCCAUGUAGCAUUUAUGGUCGUCUCCUAUAACUUUCAUGUCUACUGGAUGCUAUAGGUGUUUCAGCUGCUGAAGCCAUAUUCGUCUAUUUUGAAAGUGUUCUAAAAAUUCAAUUUCCGACUUUAGAAAUUUAAUCAGAUAUUGAACCUUGGGUGUCCCUGCUCGAUAAUCAAUUCUUGUUCCUCGCGACUUCCUUUCCACAGUAAGAAUGUGUGUUCAAUUUCGUAUUUUGUCAAUCUUAUAUGUUAUUUUUUACUGGAUAGAAAAAACGAACUUGACUAUGACUACCCAAAUUGUCACACAGUGGGUGAAACGGUGAGCAUGUGAUGCCUUCCAUCAUAGUUAAGUCUAACUCUUUAACCAGUAGGCUAGGCCACUGCUCCCACGUUUUAUCAAUAAACUCUCAUGAUUCUCAAUGCUUUACAUCUGAAAUCCACCGUACUUACUCUUAUUACAGAGGAAAUGAGAUUGUUUCUAAAAAUGAUCGCAAUAAUUCUGCAUCAACAAAAAGUAUAUCCCGAUUUAGACCAGGAAGAGGAGGAUUUGGAGGUGUGAAAUUGAAAGCACCAAUGUCAGGUGUUCGAUACACUGCAAAGCCGAUUGUUCCUGCUGAAAAAGCAGAGUUGAUUUCAGUAGCUAAAGCUAUGCAUCGAGAAAAUUUUGGAAAACGUGUUCAAGAAACAUUUAGUCCUGAGGUAGCUGCUGCUGUACGAGCUGUGGAAACAGGGCAUUAUGUUGGAUGGAGAUGCCCAGAGUGCACUUGGGACUGUAUCAGAGUUGGAGAAGAAUCUAAAUGCUUUUGUGGUCAUUUGUUGAAUCAACACAGAUAUUUUAAUGGAACAAAAUCCCAAGUAUCUUGUGCUAUUCAUGAUUGUCGCUGCAGAAGUUUUGAAUUUGUUCCAUCAAGACCAGAAGAUGUUGGUGAAUUCUGGCUUAAAAAAAGACCAGGAUAUGAUCCUAGCACUUGGACAGCGAAAUGCAGAUGUAAGCAUUCUCAUACUAAUCACUCACCAAUUGGAGUUCGAAGAUGUCAGUUUAAGGGUUGCAGAUGUCAUCAGUUUGAAUCUAACUUUCUCUGUGCUGCUUGUGAUAGACAUUGGGAAGAUCAUCAAACUUUCUUUGAAACUGAAGAUAUAAGAGUUGCAAAUGGGCUGCCAAUUGGCGAAGCUUAUAUACCGUUUGCCGAAUUAUCUGAACUACGUGAUAUGGCUCUAACUGGAGAUGCGAAGAACAGUAAAUCAUAUUUAGCAAUAAAGGAAACUCAAAGUCCAUUUGCAUUGCAACAAAACUUCAAUGAUCUCUCUCUUCAAACAACCUCGCCAACUCAUAGUAAUAGCGGAAGAAUUACAAACGAAACACCAGUACAUUUUGGUUAUCAGCGGCCAAAGGGAUCUCCUUUUGACUAAGCCGAGUAUGAUAAGAUAUUGUGGAACAUUAAUAUUGUUUAGUGGUGCUACCAAUUUUGGAGUGAACUCGAGAAUCAUUGCAAUUCUUCAAUGUGAUAAAGUCAUGACAUCCUUGAUAAUCGAUGUGCUACUGACUUAUCUUCUUCGGAUUGUAAAAAAGAAUUGGGUUGUUAUUUAUCAACAAUCAGGUCUUUGAGACAUGAUAGCUCAUUGACCCAAGUAACACAUAUUCAUUUUACCACUUGUCUUACUGUACUUGAGUAAAAACUUGUAAUAUCUAUUGUUGCUUUCUUUUGUUCAAUAUAUAUAUACAUAUACUUCAUAUGUCUUGUAUUUUAAUUUAUUUUUUACUGAAUGUAAUUCAUAUAAUAUUUUAAACACUGUAAUUACACAUAUAGAUUAUUUGCACUGUGGCAUAUGUUCUUUUUUAUUCGUCUCACUGCAUUGCACUUGUAUAUUUUUCUUUUGUUUUACUGUGUGGAACAGGCAUCUGCCACUUCUGUCUCGCGUAUACUUUGUAACCAUGUACAGAAAUAUAUAUAUUUUUUUAGUUUGUAAUGUUCUCUCGUUUAGUUUGUAACAUUACCUCGUUUUCGCGUUUUUGAACUAUAUAUUCGUUAGUUUUCUGUUGUGUUUCGGAAACUUAAAUAUAAAUCAGAUAAUCCAAUUA
Molecule: messenger RNA, 2183 nt
Organism: Styela clava
Lineage: Eukaryota; Metazoa; Chordata; Ascidiacea; Stolidobranchia; Styelidae
Source: RefSeq, a predicted model, not a curated record